Molecule: messenger RNA, 657 nt
Organism: Caenorhabditis briggsae
Lineage: Eukaryota; Metazoa; Nematoda; Chromadorea; Rhabditida; Rhabditidae
Exons: 5
Coding region: 1-657 (218 amino acids)
Biological process (GO): response to odorant; olfactory behavior
Cellular component (GO): neuronal cell body; extrinsic component of plasma membrane; axon
Source: RefSeq, a predicted model, not a curated record
AUGCGUGUGCUCCGUGUAUUGUUCCGGAUGAUGACGUCAUCACUUCUCCUUCUUUUCUACCUCCAUCCACCGCCACCGAUUCAAGCCUACAGUACCACUUUCUCCCGACUCGAACCCGUUUCUACUCGUCUGAUUCUAGGCUCAUCGUCUUCUGGAUCCUCUUCUUCUUCAUCCUCUUCACAACGAUGCUACAGUUGUAUGUCAAGGUACUACGGUGCAACGUGGCAGUUUGCCGGAUAUUCAAGGAUAUAUCAGGAGCCGAGGGCUUUUACGGAUCAUUGCAGAGAUCCCCAGGCUCGUGGAGCCGAUGUUCCAUCAACCUACUGUGAAGAAAAGGCGAAUUGUGUUACACUGAUUGAAGAACUCAAAAUUGGAACCGGUGCUCGGGGAUAUAUACGAGGAUGCUGGGGAUCGGUACUUCUUUUUGGAUUUAAUAGAACUGGUACUGUCGGCGCUCUUGCGGAACACUCAUUCUGUCAUACAUUCAAUUUGACACAGCUGGUUAGUGGUGGUCGCCCGGAAGAGUCAUCUAUCAAUGUCUGCUCAUGUCGUGGAUCGCUCUGCAAUGGCUCAACGAUCAACGCAUCCUCGACAAUCUUCUCAUUUUCCCAUUUUCUACUUGCCAUUCUCAUUGUGAUACUUAAGUCACUCAAUUGA